ACUAGAAGCCUUUUGUACUGUCUUAUUUCUAAAUAUGGUAGUGUGCUGGAAAUUUGUACUGUCUUAUUUCUAAAUAUGGUAGUGUGCUGGAGAUGUUCUAUAAACUGUAAUACUGCAAGCUUAUGUCAACACCUUGGACAGUAAUGGGGGAAGGUUCUUUGUGUUUAGUCAUCCUUACCUGGAUUUGUAUCCUGAACUUUGUUUUUAUGCUGUCUGAUAAUCGUGGAGCUCUCUAAAAGUAAAGAUUGUCAAACUGCAUCAGUUACUGAAGAAGCAGUCAACACAACAUAAGCAACUGAAAUGAAUCUGCCUGAAUAUAUCGAACUACCAGAAGAGAUCUUAGGUCACAUAUUCUCAUUUCUUCCCCUCUCUGACCGCUACACCAUUUCUAGAGUCUGUCACACUUGGAAAAAUGCAGUACUUGCACCAGCUCUUUGGUCCUACACUGAGAUCAGCUGUGACUUUGGAGAUAAAAAUGAAGAAUGCAUCCAAUGGAUUUUCACUCAUUCACUGGCCAGAAUAAAACAUCUGAAGAUUUUGUGUGAUCAGUCUCAGGAUUGUAACAGGAAAAAUGUAACCAGAAUUCUAAACAGCAUUGCAGAGAAGGAAAACAAACUAGAAGGCUUAUGCAUUGUAUGUUGUGGUGAGCACCCAUAUUUCUAUUCAGGUCAGGAUAUCCUCCAAAGCAUAAAGAACUUGUGCCAAAGUGUACCAGAAUGCAACUUUUUUACUCUAAAACACAUUGACUUUAGAUUUCUACCAUUUACACUUGAUGAUGACCUGAUCAAGCUGAUUGCUGAUGGAUGUCCAAAUUUAAAAAGCUUGUUUAUUAAUAAUGGAACUCUUGUGUGCAAAGUAAGUCCAGAAAUAAUUAAAGAGGUUGUCAGAGCUUGUCCGCAGUUGUCUGCUCUGGGUGUCUUCUAUGCCAGUCUGUCGGAAGAUGUUUUUAUGGAGCUACUGAGUACAGAAAGAGCUGAUUUGAGGUACCUGAAUCUUUUCUGUAACCGACUCAACAAAUAUAUGAUGAAUUUUUCAGAAUCUCUUUGGGAAAGUUUGCGUAAGAGGCAUCCACUUCUCUCAGUUGACUUGGUGCUCGAUCAUACUCUCCCAGCGAGGAAAAUCCCAAGAAUUCUUCAGCCCAACAUCCCCAUUUCUUCAUUAGAACUAAACACAUUUACAUAUAUGAUUGAUCAAAUUAUGUUUGUUUCCACUAACUACAACCGAACACUGAAAAGAUUAGUACUACAGACCACAUCUUCAGACAAGCUGAACUCGGCUCUAGUGGAUUUGGCAAAAAGAUGCAGCUUAUUGGAAGAGAUUCACUGUUACUGUGUGGUGUCUCCAUUCGUAGUGCAUACUUUUCUUUCCUACUGCCCGAAACUGAAACAGUACACCCUAAAAAUUACAAAAGAAGUUGCCCCAUGGCAACCCAUUAAAAUAUCACACUAGAGAACAGCAGUUUCUCAUUAAAGAAUAUCAGAAUAUUAAAAGGCACAUAGUGUUGGUUUGAAAGAUUGAAAUCCUUGUAUAGUACAGAUGAAAAUGCGAGAAAGACUUAGUAAAAUUAAAAUUUGUGAAUACCAUGCUGAGAAUUUUGCAUGUUGCGUAUAUGUUCAUAAAAACUACUGUAAUUUAUUUGUUGCAUAAUAAUUUCAAGAAAACUGUUUCAAACA
Molecule: messenger RNA, 1673 nt
Organism: Protopterus annectens (West African lungfish)
Lineage: Eukaryota; Metazoa; Chordata; Ceratodontiformes; Protopteridae
Gene: FBXL8
Product: F-box and leucine rich repeat protein 8
Exons: 3
Coding region: 301-1449 (382 amino acids)
Molecular function (GO): protein binding
Source: RefSeq, a predicted model, not a curated record